Fraxinus pennsylvanica is the source of this 1899-nucleotide messenger RNA. The record is from the annotation of a GenBank genome assembly. NCBI's taxonomy places the organism in Eukaryota, Viridiplantae, Streptophyta, Magnoliopsida, Lamiales, Oleaceae.
AUGGCGGGUGAAAUUGAAGAGCCUUUCAGGCUUAAUUUUCAGGCAGAUACUCUGCACUCUGGCUCUAUUUCAUUUGGAAGGUUCGAAACAGAAGCUCUUUGUUGGGAGCGGAGGUCAUCCUUCUCACACAACAGGUAUCUGGAAGAGGUAGAGAAAUACUCAAAACCAGGUUCAGUUACAGAAAAAAAAGCGUACUUUGAGGCUCAUUUUAGAAAGAGGGGACUUCUCGGCCAGAGUUCAUCUGAGUGUCUGAAUGGGAUGGAAUAUCAAUCCAGUGAAAAUGAUAUCUCAGAAAGUACGGGUUAUGAUGAACAUCAUGAGCACGAGGAUGAGGGCAAUUGUACCGCACGUAUUGAUCUGAGUUCACACGGUUCAGUACAUGACAUAGACUAUGAUGUUACUGAAUCAGAAUCAAAAAGUGGAGAUUUUACUGCAUCAUUUUAUGAACUUCAGGUUGAACCUGCAUCUGAUACCAUUGGUGCAGACUUUGUUGCUGAACAUGAAAAGGCAGAAGAAGCAAAUCUCACUGAAUUAGAACCUGCAUCUGAUACCAACGGUGCAGGCUUUGUUACUGAACUUGAAAAGGCAGAAGAAGCAAAUCACAGUGAAUUUGGCAAGUUAGUUCCGGCCAAUUCUGACUCAAAGAUUAAAAUAGGACAGAAUGUUCAGGAAGAAGGAUCCAGUUUGGAUACAAGGCAUUUGACAACCGUGGCCAUUGACUUGCACCUCAAUAAUCUUGUUGCUGAGGAAACUAUUGGCGCUAGACCAGAAAAUCAAGUAGGCCACUCCAUCCAGGAUCUAGAGGGAAGGGUUGCAUCUGAAAUCAAACACAUGAAGCCAAGAUUGACACCUCGAGUUAGUGUUGCACAAGAGAAGAGAAAUAUGAUUAGUGAAACUCCUAAAGGUUCUGGAAAGCCUAGAGUAAGAGUCAAUGACACUCAAGUAAGAUCUAAGGCAGAAAAGAAGACUCCAGAAACUGUUUCUCAGAACAAAUGUUCAAUGCACAAAAUGCAUAAAUAUGAGGUUUUUCCGGGUUCAAAGGAAAAAGUUAGCCGAGAGAUUAAAAGCACUAAUAAAGAAUCAGGAAUCCAGAAAGUUUCUGUGUGUAGGCCUUCGUCAUUGCAGAAGACUGCUAAUACAGUACAUCAAAGUGCAAACAGGCUCACACAAGCCGCAAGUUUAACACCAGGCAUGAGGCGGAAUGGCUCUGAUUUCAGUUCCAGAAGUGGUGAACAUAUGGAGAAAAGGAAAGAGUAUCAUAUGAAGUCAGAGGGAAAAGCGCAUGCAAAGGAGACUGAAAUUGACAAACUUCAAGCAAAAAGUCAGGAAAAGGAGAAAGCUGAAAUUAAACAGUUGAGAAGAAGCCUCAACUUCAAAGCUACACCCAUGCCUUCCUUUUAUCAUAGAGCUGGGAAAGGGUCAGAUAGAAGCAAGGCCACAGAAAGUAACGCCAAAACAAGAACACCAUUGACUAAACCUUCAAGUCCUGGUAUUAGAAUUUCUGAAAGAUGUUCAUCAAGUUCAGGCAAAGGAACUUAUCAAACCCUUUCCAUCAGCAAAUCUGUAAAGUCAAGUGAUUCGCCAUUCAUCUCAGGCGAAACCAGCUGCUAUUCAACUAUCACUUCUGAUAGCACUCCAUCAUCUCCAGCAUCUCCAGAAGGAGAAACCAGCAAUAAUCAUCCAAUACAAGCUGCAGUGAACGACAUAGUAGGUGGGACAAAACAGAAAGAGAAAGAUAAGCGUAUAAACAUUCAGAGCCAUAAAGUACCAGAAGUUAACAAGAUUUUUAAGGGCCCAAAAGUCGAUGGAAAGCAGAAGCCAGGAAAUGGGAGGCAUAGCUAUACUGGACUGGGAAGUAGCUCAAGAACUGGUCGACUAGCAGUUGGCGUUGCCUCGUGA